AUGGCCCCCUCAGCAACAACAACAUCAUCAGCACCAUCAACUUCCUCCGAUACAACCCUCACCGAGACAUUCACCUAUUCUACAGAAACACACAGCUUCAAGGUCCGCUGGACGUCACUGGGCGAAUCAUCCUUACCGCCGCUGAUCUUUGUCCAUGGCACACCCUGGUCUUCCCGCGUCUGGCACGACUACGCACAAUCCUUUGCCAGAUAUUUCCACGUCUACCUGUUCGACAACCCUGGUUUCGGCGAGAGUCCCCUUGGCCAGCCACUUCCAGGCAAGCAGGACAAAAUCACCCCGGAGGUGGCCCUCGACGCGGACCUGGCGCAACAGUCAGAAGUCUUUGCUGCGUUGUUCAAACACUGGUCACAGGAUUGGUCGACCCAGAAGAACAAAGCACAUGUCGUCGCACACGACCACGGCGGCCUCAUGAGCCUGCGCGCAAACUUACUGCAUGGCUGCGACUACGCGAGCCUGUGUCUGAUCGAUGUGGUAGCGCUUGGUCCGUUCGGGCAACCUUUGUUCAAGCUGGUCGCGGAGAACGUAGGGGUCUUCAAUGCCUUGACCGGUCCGGUGUUCGAGGGUGUGGUCGAAUCCUACAUCCGGGAUGCGGCGCACACCGACCUCAGCCAGGAGACCAUGGAGAUGCUGAAGAGACCGUGGACAUCGAGCGAUGAGGGCAAGUCAGGUUUCGUCAGGCAGAUGGAGCAAGCAAACAGUCGGAGUACAGCCGAAGUCGAGGGAAGGUACUCUGAAGUGGGAAAGAGGAUGCCCGUCAAGAUCAUCUGGGGAAAACAGGAUAAAUGGAUUCCCUUUGAAACGGCAGAGAGGCUGAAAGAGGAGCUGAAUGCGAGGGUUGCAGUGCUCGUUGACGGGGCCGGACAUUUAAUCAUGUAUGAUCAGCCGGGGAAGCUGGGCGUCGAACUCGGCUGGUGGUUGAACAGUGUGACCCAUUCGUGA
Exophiala spinifera is the source of this 960-nucleotide messenger RNA. RefSeq lists its product as uncharacterized. The record is from RefSeq and is a predicted model, not a curated record. The transcript has a single exon. The coding region runs from base 1 to 960 and encodes 319 amino acids. Lineage: Eukaryota; Fungi; Ascomycota; Eurotiomycetes; Chaetothyriales; Herpotrichiellaceae.